CCGCCCCGGGCUGGGCUGGGCGAGGGAGCGGAGCCGCUCCGGGUCCCGCACCGCCGGGAGCAUCCCGGCUCCGGGGGGGCAUCCCGAUCCAUCCCGGAUCCCGGGCUGGCUCUGGACCCACGGGGCCCGGGGAGCAUCCCGGGGCUGGGGCCACCCGAGGAUCCCGGGGCUGAGCUGGGGACCCCCGGGCGGCGCGGGGGGCUCUGCCCGGUGCCCAGCGCCGGCCCCGGGGCUCGCAGGGUCCCCCCCGGCCCGAGGGAGCGGACCCAGCUCGGCGGAUGCUCCGCAGGUCCCUGAGGAUUUGUACCUGUCCAGAGGCUCCCGUGGCAAAUCGAGCAGCUCUGCCCCUUCCCGAGCGUUCCCGUCCCUCCUGCAGCUCCUGCCGGUGCCUGAGAGGAGCCAGGGCCGGGAGCGAUGGAGGGGGAGAAGUGAUGGAGAGUCCCUGCUGGAAAACCACCAGGCACUGGAUCUUUGAGUCCUCCCGUUCAUCCUGACGCUGUGUGCCGUGUCUCACGCAUUCCAGGCUGUCCCCUCGCCGGGAGCGUUUGCCAUGGACACCGGGCACGUGAGCAGAUCCCGCUUCAGCGUGGCCUCCAGCCCCCCGCGCUGGGAGAUCGGGCUCUACGCCGCCGGCGCCUUGGCGCUGCUGGGAAUCGCAGCCAUCAACCUGUGGAAGCUGUGGCGCUCCGGGAGCUACCCGGCCCCGUCCCCCUUCCCCAACUAUGACUACCGGUACCUGGAGCAGAAGUACGGAGCGGCGUGCCCGGACAUCAGGAACAAGCGAGGGCUGGCCCCGGGCUCGCAGCGGGCUCCAGGCCGGAGCUCUUCGUCCCGCAAGAGCAGCCUGAGGGCAGAGGACACCUUGGAGAGCAUCCAGGAGCUGGGCAGCCUGGAGCUGAUGGGCAGAGACCUGGGCCUGGCCCACUACGGCCCCCUGCGGAAAUCCAUCUCGGCCGACUCGCUCAACUCCAUCUCGUCCAUCGGGAACAACUUCGGGCAGGAUUUCACGGUGGGGCAGGUGGAGGUGUGCAUGGAGUACGACGCGAGGGCGGCCGCCCUGCACGUCACGCUGCUGCAGGGCAAGGACCUGCUGGAGAAGGAGGACGCGCGCUUCGAGUCGUGCUUCAUGCGGAUCAGCCUCCUGCCGGCCGAGCAGAUCGUCGGCAUCUCCCGGAUCCAGAGGAGCUCCUACUCGGUGGCGUUCGACGAGCGCUUCUCGGUGCCGCUGGACCCGGCGGCGCUGGAGGAGAACAGCCUGCGCUUCUCCGUCUUCGGCGUGGACGAGGAUGAGCGCAGCGUCAGCACCGGCGUGGCCGAGCUCAAGCUCUCCGACCUGGAGCUGGCCACGCGCCCCUUCAACGCCUGGCUCUACCUGCAGGACACCAACAAGGCGGUGGACACGGUGGGGGAGAUCCUGCUCUCCCUGAGCUACCUGCCCACGGCCGAGCGGCUCACUGUGGUGGUGGUCAAAGCCAAGAACCUGGUGUGGAGCAAUGGGAAGGUGACUGCAGAUCCCUUCGUCAAGGUGUACCUGCUGCAGGACGGGAGGAAGAUCAGCAAGAAGAAGACAGCGGUGAAGAGGGGAGACACCAACCCCGUGUUCAACGAGGCCAUGAUCUUCUCCGUGCCCGCCAUCGUGCUCCAGGAGCUGUCCCUGCGCGUGACGGUGGCCGAGAGCGGCGAGGACGGGCGCGGUGACAACACGGGCCAUGUGCUGAUCGGGCCGGCGGCCAGCGGCAUGGGCACCACGCACUGGAACCAGAUGCUGGCCACGCUCCGCAAGCCCGUCUCCAUGUGGCACCCGCUGCGCAGGAAUUAGGGUCCCCAGAUCCUGGGGACAGCGGGCCCAGGGCAGGGACUCGGUGGCACCCACAGGGCCGAGCUGCUGAGGGGCCCAAAGCACCCGGAGCACGGAGAGCAGCUCCGUGGGCACAUUCCAGGUCAGCACUGGAAGUGCCGGGCCAGAGCUGCCAGGAAGGAGCCAAAUGGACCAAAACCAGCAGGAACCUCCCCAAACUGCAGCUCCUGAGCGUUCCGCGUUCUCCCAACGGCCUCGAAAUCCACGGAAUCCUCAAAUGGGGACUCUGAGCGAGGGAGAGGGGGGAUUCCUUUGGAAGGUGGUUCUUGGGUGGGAUUCCUUUGGAAGGUGGUUUCUGGGUGGGAAUCGUGAGGGGGGUGCCAAAAGCCAGCCUGGCGUGGGUGGUGAUCCUGAGGGGAUCUUUUGUAGUGACUUUGGUGCCCUGUGCCAGGGUUGGAAUGUUUCCAGUGAGAAUGGAAAAAGGGAGCAAUAACAGCAGAAAAUCAAUUGUUA
Zonotrichia leucophrys gambelii is the source of this 2311-nucleotide messenger RNA. It is a transcript of the gene SYT12, whose product is annotated as synaptotagmin 12. The transcript has 8 exons. Gene Ontology annotation, cellular component: exocytic vesicle; plasma membrane. Gene Ontology annotation, biological process: regulation of calcium ion-dependent exocytosis; calcium-ion regulated exocytosis; cellular response to calcium ion. Gene Ontology annotation, molecular function: phosphatidylserine binding; calcium-dependent phospholipid binding; SNARE binding. Bases 551 to 1819 code for a protein of 422 amino acids. The record is from RefSeq and is a predicted model, not a curated record. NCBI's taxonomy places the organism in Eukaryota, Metazoa, Chordata, Aves, Passeriformes, Passerellidae.